GGGGAAAGUUCCACCGGGGUUACUAGCAACCUUUACAAUCUAUGUAUAUGAGUUGUCGUGUUUCCACCAUCACAUUCCUUCCCAAGUGCUACAUCCCUACUUCCCUCCAAUCUAUUCUCCUGUGUCCAUCUCUCUUGUUUCCUGUCUCUCUCUUGACCGAUAUCGAUUUACCCUUAACCGGAUGUUCUCGCAAGUUACAUCCCAUGAAGCAGCAGCAGACCAUUGGCCACCACCCCCUUCGCCGGAUCUUUCAGAUGAACAGAAAGAGCUAAGGCUGGAAGCAGAGCGAGAAGCCAAGCGGGUGAGCGACGCGAUUGAUCUUGCAAUAUCGCAAGACAGAGAAGCGAGGAGGAGCAGGCGAAGUACAGUAGGCGCAAAGGUUUUACUUCUAGGCCAGGCAGAAUCCGGGAAAUCUACUAUUCUCAAAAAUUUCCAGCUACAUUUCUCUCCGAAAGCAUUCCAAGAACAAUCUGAACUUUGGAGACCGGUUGUUCAUCUCAACCUCGUUCGCUCCGUAAACUUCAUUCUCAAUGUUCUGUUACCGUCCAAAGGCGCAUCUUCGCCCAGACCCUCAUCACCUCGCCAGCUAGAUGACACGCUCAGGCGUCUUUGCUUCAGCCUAACACCACUCAAGCAAGUCGAAGAAACCUUGACGAAGCGAAUCGUGGGUUCAACUAUCCUCCCUCCGAUAGACACAGCUGUUGCAUAUCGUUCCCGAGCCUCCUCUGUUUCUUCUUCACUAUUCAUCAAUCACAAUUCUUCCAAAGAAUGUUUGACCUUCACCUCGCUUCAAUAUCACCCUGCACGCGCGUCGGAGAUUUCCAUACGCUCUGGCGCUCAGUCUUCAUCAUGGAAGCGCAAUCUGAACUUGUUCAAUCGAACACCCAGUAAUAAACAGAACAGGUUGGAGGCAGAAGAAGAUGCUGCCAAUAGGCGAAUCAUCAGUGCUUGUGGUCGGGAUAUCCAAGCCCUUUGGCAGCAUCCCGACGUUCAAGCGAGAUUGAAGGAAGAGGACAUUCAUCUCAAAGAUCAACCAGGAUUUUUUCUGGAAGAUGUCCUGCGGAUAGCACAGGAAGACUAUAUACCCAGUUCGCAUGAUGUUCUCCGAGCCCGUGUUCGUACUAUCGGGCCCGAAGAACAUCGGAUUUUUAUGGAGAAUCUCCAGAAGCAGGAGGGAGGGAAUGGGUGCUAUACGACGUUGGAGGAGCCAGGAGUCAGCGAGGUGCGUGUAUUUUACAUAUCUUUCCGUUCUGGUGAAUCGAGUGCUUUUCCAACUUCAGCUGCAUGGGCUCAGUUCUUUGACGACGUAACCGUAGUUAUCUUCCUGGCGCCGAUAUCAGCUUUCAACCAAGCCCUUGCCGAAGAUCGAACGGUCAACCGUCUUGCCGAUUCCAUGAAGCUGUGGCGAAUGAUUUGUUCUAAUAAGCUACUUGCUUCUGUCGACCUCAUCCUACUGCUCAACAAAAUCGAUAUUCUCGCCGCGAACUUGAAAGCAGGUAUAGCGUUUUCGAAGUAUGUGACGAGCUAUAGCAAAGAUAAGCCGAAUACUGUUGAGAGUAUUUCUAAAUAUCUCCUCGAAAUGUUCAACGGGCUACAUCAUCAAAAUUCGCCGAAGAAGAGGAAGAUACAUCCUCAUCUAACCUGUGCGGUAGACACUAAGGCCACCAGCACUGUCAUCCACCACAUACAAGAGCUGAUAUUGCUCAAGACGCUGUCAGAAACAAAUAUAUUAUGAUUUCGGGUUGUUGUACGAGAUACAGUGGUUUUGUGAACUGUACAAUACUAGCAAAUUAUUCGAGAACCGAGUCGCUCGGCGAUUUCCUUCUUUUCUACCUCCAUCUAUCCUUAUGAUCCCUUCGACCACUACAAACAUUCACAUUCACUUCUGUAUCAUAUAUUCGCGCCACUCAUUCAUGAUUUUCGCCAGCUCAAUUCUUUUUUGUUUUUUUUUUUUUUUUGUAAAAUUUGUUUUUCGUCGCCAUUACAACUUUGCCACGAUUUGUCCCAUCAACGUCCUACAGUACAGUACUGAUUCUUGAUAUUGGUUGUCAAGCGUUAAGCUUGAAACUGUGUAGACAGACCCA
This is a messenger RNA of Marasmius oreades (fairy-ring Marasmius), 2084 nucleotides long. RefSeq lists its product as uncharacterized. The transcript has 9 exons. Gene Ontology annotation, cellular component: heterotrimeric G-protein complex. Gene Ontology annotation, biological process: adenylate cyclase-activating G protein-coupled receptor signaling pathway. Bases 182 to 1735 code for a protein of 517 amino acids. Gene Ontology annotation, molecular function: G protein-coupled receptor binding; guanyl nucleotide binding; G-protein beta/gamma-subunit complex binding. NCBI's taxonomy places the organism in Eukaryota, Fungi, Basidiomycota, Agaricomycetes, Agaricales, Marasmiaceae. The record is from RefSeq and is a predicted model, not a curated record.